AUGCUUAGCCCGCAGGAGGAGGACAAAGGCUUGCACAGGGUUGCUCUGAUAUCUGCGGCCCCGGCGAAGGCGAUCGCUCUUCCGCUUCAGAAAGCUCGCGCCAGGACUGUGGCAGCCCUCGUGGACACCGUUGAGGACUCCUGUGAUGGCACUGCGACUCAACUGCUCCUGAUGGCUUUUUACGGCUACCCGGGUGACGUCACGGCCACUGCGGAGGCUUUCGAGGAAGUGCUGUCGGCAGCCCUCGCCUUUGGGGGCCGCUUUGCCAUCUGGGGCGACUUCAAUGCUGUGCAACAAGAAGGCCCCUUUCCCCGUGCCUUUGCUAGAGGGCAGGUCCAACCCAUGGACACCACGAUUGAGGCUGAGCAGGUUUGCACCAAUCCCAGGCGCACUAGAAGAAUUGAUUUUGGAGUCUGCCACAGACGCAUUGUGGUGGAUUCUGUGAGUCACUUCGAUUUGCCGCACAUUUCUGAUCAUGUUUCAGUCGUGUAUCAAAUCGCCAUGGACACGAGUUGUGACAGUCACCAAGCCCCGAGGCCGAUGGCCCUACAGCCGCCUGAUGCGGCAACCGUGCACGAUCUUUUCUUGAAACAUUGGGAUCCGACGGCCUUUGAGGCUCUUGUUCAGGAAGCGUCCUUGGAUGAUGCAUGGGCCAUGCUUUCCGAUGUUGCAGAAAAAGCCCUGAAAGGCACCCCACUUGAUGGCGACCCCGGGAUGUCUCGCAGUGCUAACUGGGAUCCACGCCCCCGUCGGGCGACGGCCUCAAGGGCUGGAGCACAUGGGCACGAGUCCGCGGCCCUCCGAACGGUGAGAAAAUUCUCGGCGCGAAUCCACCAAUUGUGUGCACAGCAGCACUCUGAGCCACUUAGACGUGCGGUGCAACGCUCCUUGUGCCAGCUUCGCCAUUAUUUUGAAAAUGUCCCUUAUGUUGACUUGCAUUCCCCGUGGAAGGCGGCUGAGUGGGCCAAGCAGGCGUGCCAGGACUUGGAAGCCCAGGAAAAGGAGGCCAAACUGCAGCGCUGGAAGCUGGAUGUUAAAGAUGAUGAGCGUAAAGCUCGGUCCUGGAUCAAGCGAAAAGCUCGGCAGGCGAUUGAUGCAGAGAAGCCGGCGGCUCCUGUUGACAACUUGCCGCAUGCAGUGCACCCUGCUCGCGUGGUGCAACAGCAAAGCCGCGCCUGGAUGCACAAAUGGACCUCCCGCCCCAGAACUCAGGAGCAAGAGAGACUGCUGACGCAAGUGCUGGACAGUGUGCCGCCAGGCCACCACCACGACAUGACCAUCCAACUUGAAGCUGAUGAUCUCCUGAGGUCCGCCAGGUCCAUGAAAGGGAAAAUGGAAGGGCCGGAUUUUUGGUCCGCUGAUUUUCUUUUGCAGAUGCCGUUACUGUGGUGGCAGCAUUUUGCCAAACUUUGGACGGCGGUUGUGAGCACAUCGGUCGUUCCCCAGGCCUGGCGCAAAUCCUGGGUGCUUCUACUUGAUAAAAAGAUCAAUGAGACGCGGCCAAUAAGCAUCAGCCCCGUUGCAUGGAGGAUUGGAGCCAAGGCCUUGAAUCGUAAACUCCUGCCCUGGCUCAACUCCUUCCUCGAUCACCGUGCCCUGGGAUCUGCCCCGCACAGAUCGGCCAGUGAUGUGCACGCCAGGCUCUACCUGGCCAUGCAGCAAAACUGCAGUACCUUUGUGCAACAAGAUCUUAGUUCCUUCUUCGAUUCGCUCGACCAUAAUGCGAUGGCUCGCGCCAUGACGAGGCUUGGAGCCCCUAGCUGCUUUGUGAACCUUUUUAAGGCAUUCUACACCGACUCUCGUCGUCUGUUUCGAGUGGCCUCAUACUUCACGCCUAGCUGGCAAACAGCCACCCAGGGAUGCCUGCAAGGCUGCCCGCUCAGCCCCACGGUGGCCCUGUGCUAUGGAUUCAUAUGGAGCCAGUACUGCGCUACCAGCUCUGUUGAAUGUGCAAUCUAUGUGGAUGAUAGAAUUCUAUGGCCCAGGCAACCUGCCACGGAGUCCGCUGGGCGAGCGCUCGCCGAAGCUCUCGACAAAAGUGACCUGGUGGAUAAAGCUUUUGGGCUGAGCUGCCGUCCCGAAAAAUGCGCGUUGGUUGCCCCUGCAGGCGACCAAACGCUCCAGGCACUCUGGCAUCGCAAGUACCCCAGGCAGACUGCCCUGCAUACGCUGGGAAUUGUGAUCGAUGUUGACACGCGCGAGUCCACCCUGCUCAAGCUCUCCUUGAAAAUGGUUCUCUUGAGACUGCGAUACAUUCGCAUGCUCAACUCGCCGAUCGACCUGCAGCGGAGGACCCGCGAUGUCCUACAGAGGUGCGGGUGGCGAGUCGCUGAAGAUGGAGGGGCCAUACAACGAAGUGACGACGACCAAAAUGUGCGCACUUUCCGUUUUGGCUACGAUAAUCUUUCGGUUCUCAAAAUGUGGCUCGUCGAGCAAUAUAAGUUAGUUGGGAUUCAACGGUGCCCUAGGAUUAAGACCUCUUACCACCGUAGUGAUCCCUCCUUUGCCCGUGGACUAAACCUUCCGGCCCCCCCGCCUGGAACCCGCCAUGCUUUAGCGGGCCACCGUGCCUUAGGUAGGGGCGGCCCCCUGGAUGUGCAACGAGCGGCCGUGGCUUCGGGUAACUCCACAUGGCAUGUUGCUAAGCGAAUACAAGGCUUCACUCAGCCACAAGUUUGCCCAUGUGGACUUCGAGCGCCCAGCAGGGCGCACCUUACUUGGAAUUGCGAUGUCUUGACGCCUGUUUCCAUUCUGGGACAACUGCCACGCACCAGAGCAGGCGAGAGACUGUUCGCUGCUGAGGUCCCGGAGUUUCCACCGGCCGUUGGUGGGGACCCCUGGAGCGAUGCGGCGGCCGCCCUUGCACGCCGACUGGAUGACGUCACCCUUUCGGCCCCCGAGAAUGGUUGUGGCGAUGUCCUCCUUGCGACUGAUGGCUCUAGCAAGCAUCAGGUGGGCUCGGCGGCGGUAGUGCAUGGUGAUGCUCACUUCGUUGCCACUGACAACAAUGAGGACCAGAUGCCUUUCACUUGCGAACUCAAAGCCCUGCGACUUGUAUCGGCCGCCCUCCUUCAGGUGACUGUCAUCGCUGGGCGCCGCUUCUGUGUGCUGUCAGACUGCCAAGGGGCACUUGAUGCUCUUGAGGACCCUCUUCAGUGUGCCCUGCCCCUGCUUGCUGCAGAAGUCUCGCGGAAUCUCCAGUCUGCCAGGGCUCUGGGCCACCAAGUUGACCUUGCUUGGAUACCCUCGCAUGGCAAACAACAAAGUUGGAAGCCUCCGGCGAGCUGGAUUUUCUCGGUUCCAGUGUGCCGCGCCUUAAAUGAUCAAGCGGACAGGGCGGCUGAAACCGCUCGUGAAGCACAUGCUGCCAGGUGUUCGAGGGUCCAGUGGUGGUCCCAGUGGCAAGCUGCAAAAGAAUGGGAGAUGGCUGCCAUCAAGCACUCGGCUGCUGCCGCCGGUGCUUUGGAUGCCCAUUAUCGCCGGGCCUUGGAACCGGCCGAUGAUGACCAAGAUGGUGUAGGAUAG
Messenger RNA from Symbiodinium sp. CCMP2592, 3525 nucleotides. The record is from the annotation of a GenBank genome assembly. Lineage: Eukaryota; Dinophyceae; Suessiales; Symbiodiniaceae.